Messenger RNA from Daphnia carinata, 1820 nucleotides. Its product is annotated as SH3 domain-binding glutamic acid-rich protein homolog. Gene Ontology annotation, cellular component: cytoplasm. The transcript is spliced from 8 exons. Lineage: Eukaryota; Metazoa; Arthropoda; Branchiopoda; Diplostraca; Daphniidae. Bases 487 to 1356 code for a protein of 289 amino acids. The record is from RefSeq and is a predicted model, not a curated record.
CAUUAAUCUCUAUUGCAGAAAUUAUCGCUGUAAUUUCGGAUAUUGGAUGCAAUGGCAAAGUAAUGCAAUCAGAAUUGUAGUCCACUAGGCAAGACAGCCGCCAAAUAUCGCUGAUUUGACAUAACUUGCAAACCCGGAAAUAAAUAGUUCCUUGCCAUCAUUCUCGCCGAUGUUAACGGGUAGUAAAAAUAGCCUCGUCUCAUCAAGCCAACGAGGAACCCGACCCCGCCAUGAAUGAAUCCCUACGUUUAGUCAUUCGUAUUCCUCCCUCGCCGUGAUAGCCAAGUUUUAGUUUCAAAUAAAAAGACGCUUUCUCAUUCGUCUGCUUCUGCGAAACCUUAUCAACCAACCGCUUUUCUUUUCGUCGUCAAGCUUUGCAAUUUCUACUUGAAAAAAAUAAAUAAAUCGGGAAUUCUGUUGUGAUUAAGGUGUAUCAGGUUGCCUGACCGUUCACUGUUGCCGACGUUGUAACUGAUUUGCUCCAAAAUGGUUGUGAAAUUCUACAUCUCGAUGAUUUCGGGAAAUAAAGAGAUGAAAAAGCGACAAAUGAAGGCACAGCUUAUCAUGGAGAGCAAAGGUGUCAAUUUUAAGGUGAUAGAUAUUUGUGACCCAAACAAUGAUGAUGAGAGGACUUUCAUGAGGAAGAAUGCUGUCGGCAGGAACAACGCAAGGAAUGCUGUUCCACCACAGUUUUUCAAUGAUGAUCAUGAAGAUUCUUAUUGUGGGGAUUAUGAAGGGUUUGAUGAGGCAGUUGAAAAUGAUCGUAUUGAAGAAUUUUUGAAGUUACCUCGUGGAUCCCUUCCUCAGGUACCCAUCAUCAAUCACAGUAUCUCGGCUCACAGCAGUAGGGAUGUCUCAUUGGAGAAAGAGGUUGUUGCUCCCCAAGUCAAUGGAGCUGUCCCUAGUCCCAGACAAAGUCCUGAAAAAGUAAAAGAGAAGGAACUGGAAGUUAAAGAGAAAGAAGAGGAAGAGGAGGAAGAAGAAGAGGAGGAGGAGGAGGAAGAAGAAGAAGAAGAAGAAGAAGAAGAGGGUGAAGAUGAAGAUUCAAUGGAAAUGGAGACAACAGUGGCCACUGCUGACAGUAUCACUGAAUUAAAAUACAAAAAGCUACCUGGGGGAGAUGCAACAACUGCUAUCAUUACCGAAGAGGAAAUGAAAGUAGAAGAAGUUAAAGAAGAGCAAAAUAAAGAGGAAGAAGAAGAAGAAGAAGAAGAAGAGGAGGAGGAAGAAGAAGACGACGAGGAAGGAGAAACAGCUUUACCUCACGAAGAUGAUCCGAUGGAGAUGUCGACAACGGUGGCCACAGCUGAACGUUUCACAGAGUUCUCUUACAAACAGCUUCCAGGGGAAGUUUGAACAACAAAAGAAACCAUUUUUUACAUCAACUGCCGUAUCCACCACCUGUCCGCCAUCGAGUUGGUGUAUUUCUUUACCGAUGGUACCAAAGCGAAGAACAUUUGUCGUCAUUUUGAAGAAUUGGGUGAACUGCUGAAUUGGAUUAUUAUAUACAUAUUAAUUUUUCUUUUUGUUUUUACCGACCUUUUUAAAUUUGCUCCCCUCCCGUUUAAAUCUGCCCUCUUGAAAUCUUAUUUAAAAUACCCAGCCUUUUAAUUCUGUUACGUUUACCUGUACGUGUGACUUUGAUGUGUGUAACAACUUCCCGUGUAACGUUUAACUUAAAGUAACCCUGGAAAAUUUGACUCAAAAACAAAAAUUGUAGCGAAAGUUGUUGCUCAUUGUUUUCUUUAUGAUUUUCGAACGGAAAACCAAUUAUGUAGGAUAAAUGAGGGAGAACUUUAUAAAAAGCAUUUCAGUGACUA